Pteropus alecto (black flying fox) is the source of this 2547-nucleotide messenger RNA. RefSeq names its product SH3 domain containing GRB2 like 3, endophilin A3 (gene SH3GL3). NCBI's taxonomy places the organism in Eukaryota, Metazoa, Chordata, Mammalia, Chiroptera, Pteropodidae. Gene Ontology annotation, biological process: synaptic vesicle uncoating; endocytosis. Gene Ontology annotation, molecular function: protein binding. The transcript is spliced from 9 exons. Bases 79 to 999 code for a protein of 306 amino acids. The record is from RefSeq and is a predicted model, not a curated record. Gene Ontology annotation, cellular component: cytoplasm; glutamatergic synapse; presynapse.
AAUGGGCUUCUUUGCCACUUCUCGGAAACACGUAAGCAGAAACUGCGAACGAGAACUCACCUCUACGUAUAGAAAAGAAUGUCGUCCCAGCUGGCCAACGACCAUCCAGAACACGCUUCUUUUCUCCUACUGCUAUUUAGUGAAAAAAUCAGUGGCGUGGAAGGAACAAAACUCGAUGACGAAUUUCUUGACAUGGAAAGGAAAAUAGAUGUCACCAAUAAAGCUGUUGCAGAAAUUCUUUCAAAGGCCACAGAAUAUCUUCAGCCAAAUCCAGCAUACAGAGCUAAGCUAGGCAUGCUGAACACCGUGUCGAAGAUCCGAGGGCAGGUGACAAGCACCGGCUACCCCCAGACAGAAGGCCUGCUGGGCGGCUGCAUGCUCAAGUACGGGAAGGAGCUUGGGGACGGCUCCACCUUCGGCAAUGCGCUGAUAGAAGUUGGUGAAUCCAUGAAGCUAAUGGCCGAGGUGAAAGACUCUCUGGAUAUUAACGUAAAGCAAACUUUCAUUGAUCCACUUCAGUUACUGCAAGACAAAGAUUUAAAAGAGAUUGGGCACCACCUGAAAAAGCUGGAAGGCCGUCGCCUGGAUUACGACUAUAAAAAGAAGCGAGUAGGUAAGAUACCAGACGAAGAAGUCAGACAAGCGGUAGAAAAGUUUGAAGAGUCAAAGGAGUUGGCUGAAAGAAGCAUGUUUAAUUUUUUAGAAAAUGAUGUAGAACAAGUCAGCCAGUUGGCCGUGUUUAUAGAGGCAGCUUUAGACUAUCACAGACAGUCCACGGAGAUUCUGCAGGAGCUCCAGAAAAAGCUGCAGACACGGAUCUCGGCGGCAUCCACCCUGCCCAGACGCGAAUACAAGCCGCGGCCCCUGAAGAGGAGUCCCAGUGAGCUCAACGGGGUGUCUGCCACCUCUGUAGCAAAGUCAACAGGGAAUCCACGGCCAGCAAGGGGUUUGCAAAAGGAGUCUGUUUUAUGCAUCAGACUCGGGAGAAGAAAAUCCUGAUAAUACAGUGAGUUCUUUGGCUUCCUCAUCCAGACUGUGCGUGUCAGUGCUUCGUCCCGUCCUUCUUGGCCAGGAGCUCAGUCGCUGGGCAGAUUAAGUUGUUAGAAGGGCGAUGGUCAGCCAGAGAUCACAGAUGUGCAGAGGAUGGCUUUUAGGAAGGCUCCGUGCCCAAUAACGAGCUCUCCACUGCCGCACGCUCUACCGUCAGCCACCGUCAGCCACCAUCAGCCACCGUCAGCCACCGUUUGACAGUGGCCUGUCCCUCCUGUUUUCUCGGCUGCCUCUCCGACAUUGCCCUUGGCGGAAACUUCAGUCCCCAAUCCUAACGCUCGGCCUCGGGCUCCCUUGAUUUGUGGGUGGAAUUUGUGAGCGUAAAGGGGUCCGGGACUGUUUGUUUCGAAGGCACGGUUUCAAAAGAAAACGGCAUUUUAUGGCCCGCAUUAAUGGGAAAUUACUUUCCAUUAGGAUUGUGAAUGAUUUGCACAUAAUGUUUAUAAAGCGAAGGAAAAAUGUCAAGCAUUUCACUAACAAUUUAAAGCAACGCUCGUAGCACUCUGCCAGAAAUGAAUUCCAAGAACAUUUUCUUCACCGUUUCUUCUUUCUAAAGGAAAAAAAAAAAAAAGCAAGCGCGGGGGAGGGGUGGAUGACAGGACGCAGGUCAAUCAGGCAGAAGGCAUCCUGGGGCCGAGAUGGAACCUUCUGAUAAUACAUUUCCAGGUACUUCAGAGAAUGAACGGAAUGAGCCAAAAGUGGAGAAAGGGCUGGGGAGUGGAAAUCACAUCUCGACAUGAUGGAUUGCAGACGAAGUCCAAGUUCGGGCCCUGGCGAGGAGAAACCGCCGCCUAUCCAAGCCCGCGAGUGUGGGGUCGUGACGCUCCAUGAGCGCACGCUGGCCCUGUGUCCCUCAAGGAGAGAAGGAGGCCAGGAAAAGUCCUUGAACCGAAUUGUGUGCCGGGAUAGUUCCCAGAAAACCACUGGUUUUUCAGAAACUAGUACAAGGAACUGCUGCUUUAUGCUUAAGUAUCUUCCCUGCCCCGGGUCAUUUUUAUCAGGCCCCCAAGUUGUCACUUAGCGAAUUAUAAAUUUAAAGACUAGAGGGCAAGGUAUAGUUGCCAAUUUAUAUCCGCUCAAGGAUGUAUGAAGAUUAUUAUUUUUUUUCUCACUGAAGUUCUCAAAGAGGGUACCACUUUAUGUAAUCACACCUAAGGGUUAAUAUGCUCCAAACUGGGAUCGGCUUUAAAAAUGUGAAAGGCUGAGGUUAGGGAACGAAUGGGGGGGGGGUCCCCAACGUAUGCUCCAGGCGUUUCGGAGCGAGGCAAAAUAAAUCUCUCCAAUGGCUCAUAGAAAGACAUUCUACCUCCCUUUAGGUAUAAAGGAGACGUUUAUAAGUUUCUCGAUACUUCUAAGGGGGCUCAGAAAUAAAGUCUAGAGCCUAAGUCAUUCCCCUCGCUGGAGCCCAGUCUCUAGGAUUACAGAGAAAAUAAACAGAUAUUCAAAAGUGAAGUGUGAAGUUUGAAAAUUAAAAGGGACAAGCACUUUGCAAAUAGA